This is a messenger RNA of Suillus subalutaceus, 987 nucleotides long. Its product is annotated as acyl-CoA N-acyltransferase. The record is from RefSeq and is a predicted model, not a curated record. Bases 247 to 825 code for a protein of 192 amino acids. Gene Ontology annotation, cellular component: endoplasmic reticulum; endoplasmic reticulum-Golgi intermediate compartment; Golgi apparatus. Gene Ontology annotation, biological process: UDP-N-acetylglucosamine biosynthetic process. NCBI's taxonomy places the organism in Eukaryota, Fungi, Basidiomycota, Agaricomycetes, Boletales, Suillaceae. The transcript has 4 exons. Gene Ontology annotation, molecular function: glucosamine 6-phosphate N-acetyltransferase activity; monosaccharide binding.
CGAGUAAGAUCAGUAACAGUACACGAACUGGGUGCUUGGCUCUCAUAUAAGAGCAUUGAUGGGAUACGUGCAAUCCCCCUCAACCAACAACCUACUCAUCGCCCCCACCGUGUCUUCAGAAUCAGUGCUCAUUCGAAUAUUCUUCCUAACUCACUAUCGCCACUAGUACGGUAGUGGCGAUAGUGAGUUAAGAAGAACAUUCAAGCGAGCACUGAGUACUGAUUCUCGAUCAUUGACAUAGUGACUAUGUCAAUGAUCGACACCAUGUCCACGACGCACGUAGAUCCCGCCUCCCUAGACCUUAUGUUCCCUCAAGAGCUCAUUUCACUUGAAGUUUCAGCGCAACUUCCUUCUGACUUGCAGAUACGUCCGCUUGCAUCGACAGACUACAAACGCGGAUAUCUCGAUGUCCUUUCCGUUCUAACUGUCGUCAACGAUCUCGGCGAGGAAGUAUGGGUCAACCAGUUCCACGCCAUGCGCGCAACCCCGAGCGCACACUUCUCCAUCGUCGUCCUCGACAAGGCGAGCGACAAGAUCGUCGGAAUAGGCACUGUCUUCAUUCAUUGCAAGUUCCUCCUCGGUUUUGGCAGCGUCGGUCAUAUUGAGGAUAUCGCCGUCGCCAAAAGCCACCAGCGCAAGAAGCUUGGCUUCCUUAUCGUCCAGGCCCUCACACAUAUAAGUGAGAGCAGCGGGUGCUAUAAGACCAGGUUGGGCUGUAUUGAUACUACCAUGCCCUUCUACCAAAAAUGUGGCUAUGCCAAGAUGGCGAACGAGAUGGUAAAGUACUCACCAGAACAUGUCAAUCACGCAUCGAUGAAGCUUUGACUUGUCAUCUUAUCCUACACUCGUAUAUGCCAUCGUUAGUAUUCUAAAUUUGACCGGUCAUUCUGUACAAGUACCUUGUACACACCUGUAUUAUCGGUUUUAUUGCCAACAAAUUGUAUGAUUGACAACUCUACUUCGAGAGUCAAGUGAGCAUCGAAAUGC